Messenger RNA from Lucilia sericata (common green bottle fly), 791 nucleotides. It is a transcript of the gene awd, whose product is annotated as nucleoside diphosphate kinase. NCBI's taxonomy places the organism in Eukaryota, Metazoa, Arthropoda, Insecta, Diptera, Calliphoridae. The record is from RefSeq and is a predicted model, not a curated record. The transcript has 2 exons. Gene Ontology annotation, biological process: CTP biosynthetic process; GTP biosynthetic process; UTP biosynthetic process. The coding region runs from base 41 to 643 and encodes 200 amino acids. Gene Ontology annotation, molecular function: nucleoside diphosphate kinase activity.
CUACCUCAACCACAAGACGAUAUUUUGCUCUCCAUACAAAAUGUAUGAAAACUCAUUGUCGACAGCGGUUGUGGUUCCAAUUGUAAUUAAGCAGAGAAGCGUCAGCAAAUUAAGAAGCAAGAGGAGUCGUGUACUUAUGAUCGGUUCAAUUUUGGCAUUCUUCUGGUUGAUAUCGAGCGCGAUGGCAGGCAACACUGAACGUACUUUUAUCAUGGUUAAACCCGAUGGUGUCCAACGUGGACUCGUUGGAAAAAUCAUCGAACGUUUUGAACAAAAAGGCUUCAAAUUGGUAGCCAUGAAAUUCAUGUGGGCCUCCAAGGACUUGUUGGAGAAGCACUAUGCCGAUUUGUCUGCUCGUCCCUUCUUCCCCGGUUUGGUCAACUACAUGAGCUCCGGCCCAGUGGUUCCCAUGGUGUGGGAGGGUUUGAAUGUUGUCAAGACCGGUCGUCAAAUGUUGGGUGCCACCAACCCUGCCGAUUCUUUGCCCGGCACCAUCCGUGGUGAUUUCUGCAUCCAAGUUGGCCGCAACAUUAUCCACGGUUCCGAUGCUGUUGAAUCAGCCCAAAAGGAAAUCGCCUUGUGGUUCAAUGAGAAAGAACUCGUUGACUGGAAACCCGCUGCCGUUGACUGGGUUUAUGAAUAAACUGUAAAACAGUCUUCAAUUUCCAAUCAAUGAAAAUAUGCUCUAUAGCAGGCAUUUUAGUGUGUUUAGUUAUUAAGCAAAAAAGUUCUCAACAAUUCCAUAAAAUAAAAUGAAGAAAAAAAUGCUUUUAUAAAAAGUUCCAAAAAAA